Hippocampus comes (tiger tail seahorse) is the source of this 2279-nucleotide messenger RNA. It is a transcript of the gene scg3, whose product is annotated as secretogranin III. The transcript is spliced from 12 exons. Gene Ontology annotation, cellular component: secretory granule membrane. Gene Ontology annotation, biological process: protein localization to secretory granule. The record is from RefSeq and is a predicted model, not a curated record. NCBI's taxonomy places the organism in Eukaryota, Metazoa, Chordata, Actinopteri, Syngnathiformes, Syngnathidae. Bases 310 to 1743 code for a protein of 477 amino acids.
CCUCCUCCACAGUGAGGGGGCAGGUCCUGUUGUGCGCUGAGCUGUGUUACAUCCUCCGGCCAGUGAUGCUGUAGCUCACACGGGGCUUUGCUCACCCUUCCUUGCUCAUCCUUCGUAGAAGCAAAGCGUUUACGUGACCUGCUUUCAGCACUCGAGCCGGCAGACAGCUCCAAUUCUCUCCACGGACAAGCGGAGAUCAAGUCAGCCGUUCCCCCACCGAAGGCUUCACUCAAGCGGCUAGCAAUCUCGCAGACUCCGCGGCGGCGGUUGGAGACCAAUCAGCCACUUUUUUUUAACUAUUAGUUUAGGAUGGCGCCAAAACAUCUUUGCAUCGUGUUCUAUUUUAUUGUUUUCAGUCUACUAAACCAAAUAUGUGCCUUUCCUACACCGACAGCAUCCAGCGAGGAUAAAUCUGUUUACAAUCGACAGCUGACAGAAGAAAGACCACUCCAAGAGCAGAUCGCUGAGGCUGACAGUGUGAAGGCUGCAGUACAGUCGGCUGAGCGCAAGCGACCAGCCGUCUCCGAGGAGCCAGUCGAUGACUCGACUGUGCUGAAGUCAUUAGACCAGAGCCACAAAUUCAAGGAGACCACUGAUGAUGUCGAGAAGAAAGAUGAGUACCUUCCAGAUGAAUCGGAUUCCACCAAGAGUCGCCGUCUGGCUGAAGAAUAUGACUCGACCAAGAACGGGAUGGAGCACGGCAAGUACCAAGAUGAGACAGACACGUUCCGUCAGGUGGAUGGCACUCCAUUGACAGCCGAAGACAUCGUUCAGAAGAUCGCAAACAAGAUCUACGAGGAGGACGACAGGGGCGUCUUUGACCGGAUUGUGUCCAAGCUGCUCAAACUGGGUCUGAUAACGGAAAGUCAGGCUGACACACUGGAGUAUCAGGUGGCCGAGGCCCUGCAGGAUCUCAUUACCAAAAAUGCCAAAAACGAGAUCGAGGACAGCAAUGAAGGGGAAGUCACGGGUGUGCAGGACACACAGGCAGCAAACUCGGAUAAAUGGGAGCAGCCCAGGAGGCGCUACGAUGACGAGGAGGAAGAGGAGGAUGAUGAGGUUACGGAUGAUGUGGAUAGGGAUGCUGAAGACGACGACGAGACGCUAGUGAACACUUGGGACAAAGACGGCGCCGAGGAUGACAACGAAGUGAACCCAGAAGACGGCCUUCAAGAUCUCCAGUACUUUCCCAAUUUCUACCGUCUGCUCAGGAGCCUCAAUUCCGAUCAAGACGCUCAGGAAAGAGAGACGCUCAUCACCAUCAUGAAGACGCUGAUUGACUUUGUGAAGAUGAUGGUCAAGUACGGCACCAUCACACCCGAGGAGGGCGUCUCCUAUCUGGAAAACCUGGACGCUAUGAUUGCGAUGCAGACCAAGAACAAGCUCGGAAAGGCUCUCGGACCGCCAGACUUUACAGGACCUAACGUGGGAAAGAAUUUGGAUGAGGAUGACAACACCAAGGCCGAGACUGCCAAGAUGCAGAAGGAGUAUGAGGGCCUGAAGGACUCCACCAAGCAGGAUCAGCCAUCAACCAAUCGGCCUGGCAAGUCCGAGACGUAUCUGGAGGCCAUCAGAAAGAACAUCGAGUGGCUGAAGAAGCACAACAAGGAAGAAGGCAAAAACGACUAUGACCUGUCCAAACUGAAGGACUUCAUGGACCAGCAGGUUGACUCUUACAUCGAGAAGGGCAUCAUAGCCAGAGACGAGGGGGACACCAUCAAAAGGAUCUACAGCAGCCUGUGACAUCCUCCUCUAUCCUCUAGAACUGAAUCAAGAUACUAAGAGAACAUUCAUUUCUUACUUACACUUGAUCCCCAUGGCAUGGUAAAGUGUAUUCAUAAUAACUGCUUACUUUCUCAUACAUGCUACAACCACGUUGAGGGAAAGGAUGUAAUAAAACUAUGAAACAAGGCACUAAAAUAAUUUCAUCAAUAUUUCCACCGCAAGAUUGAAGAGUAAUAAUCCCCAGCUUUGUCAUUUCUAUUCUAUUUUUAAGACAACAUAUACUGUACAGCGCUGAAAAAUAUUAGGAGACAAAUAGCUUAUAAUUUUGCAGUGAUCUUUUAAUUCUAUCUAUCUAUCUAUCUAUCGAUCUAUAUCUAUCUAUCUAUCUAUCGAUCUAUCUAUCUAUCUGGCUAGCUAUUAGUGCUGUGUAGCAAUGACCAUGAUCUAAAUAAUCAAACAAUUUUCCGGAAAGAAUCACAUUUUUCUACUUCUAUUUUCUACAAAGCUUGUUACAGCUAUUCACUCAAGUAAAACAUGCAGUUAAUGUGCAAUCA